UGUGUUUUCAGCAUGCUAUGUCUAUGUCGCUCCCUCUUCUUUCAGCAUCUCAUCCUAACAUCUCCUUAGAUUGUUCAAUGCGUCUCUAAACUCUUUAUAUCCAUUGAGGUGAAGCUCGGAGGGGAGGGGCCGAGCUGUCGACUGCCUGUUGCUGCUCCGGAGGAUUAGCAGAAGCUAAAGGUGGCUAAGCUAGCUAAUAAUAACACCACGGCCAGUGACACAUUGAGCUCCGGGCACGUUUUGGGAUUCCUCGCUUCUCCUUCGCGUGUCUCGCCGCAGAGAUGCAGGUCAGUGACUGCUUCGUGUCCGCGCCCGGGAAGGCCAUCCUGCACGGAGAGCACGCCGUGGUGCACGGAAAGGUGGCUCUCGCUGUCAGUUUGAACCUGAGGACAUUUCUGCGGCUGAAGGCCACCGCUUCUGGCAAAGUUUGCAUCAAUCUCCCAAAUAUUGACACAUUCCUCUGCUGGGACGUCUCUGAGCUGCAGCAGCUGACACCUUAUUCCUGUGCUAAGAGGGAGGAGCUGAAAUGUCUGAAUCCGGAGCUUGUGAGGCGACUACGGGAAUUUGUUGGUGUUACUAAUGGAAAACUGGAUACUUGCGACAUGGCCACCAUAGCCUUCCUCUAUAUCUACCUCUCAGUGUUUGGAUCAGGCGAGCUGCCCAGCCUGACGGUGUCUGUGUGGUCGGAGCUGCCGACUGGAGCUGGGCUGGGGUCGAGUGCUGCCUUCACAGUGUGUUUAGCUGCAGCUCUGCUCUGUGCAAGUGGAGCCAUUCCCAGUCCGCUCAAAGAGUGGGAUCACACUGCCAGGUGGCGCCAGGAGGAUCUGGAGCUGAUCAACAGCUGGGCUUUCCAAGGGGAAACCAUCAUCCAUGGUAAUCCUUCAGGAGUGGACAACGCUGUAGGAACAUGGGGAGGCAUGCUGAGAUUCUUGGCUGGAAAGAUAAUGCCACUGAGCAGGGUGCCGUUAUUAAGAAUCCUCCUCACUAACACAAAAGUACCACGUAGCACCAAGGUACUUGUUGCCGGGGUGAAGGACAAAAUUAACAAGCUCCCCUCGGUCCUGAACCCUGUGCUCGACUCAGUUGAUGCCAUUUCCGCCACUUGUGAGAAAGUCCUCUCAGACAUGACGUCUGAGCCAAUCACAGGGGAGCACUACAAUAUUCUGGAGGACCUAAUCGACAUCAACCAGCACCAUCUGAAUGCGAUGGGGGUGGGACAUCCUGACCUGGACAGGCUGUGCCGGGUCACGCUGACCAGAGGGCUCCACAGCAAGUUGACCGGUGCAGGGGGAGGAGGCUGUGGAAUCACACUGCUGAGACCAGAGACAGACUCGGCUGUGGUCCAGGGCACAGUGCAGGACUUAAGAGACUGCGGCUUUGACUGCUGGGAAACCAGUAUUGGCGGGCCCGGUGUCCAGCAGCACUCUCCUUUGUCUGUUAAGGACGACGUUCUGGAGGUGUUAAACCAGUACUGACAACCAGCUGGUCGUGGAUGAACAGGAGGACACGUGUCUGUUGUUGUUACCUCAGGACCUGGAGCUGAACUAAUCAUUCGAGAGACAUUUCACAUGGAGCCGAGCUGGAAAAGCUGUUAAUUAUAUUAAUUAAUUACAAUAUAGAUUUUCUAAUGUUGUCUUAAGUUUACAAUCUAACUACAUAGGAACUGUGUGUGUGGUGUUUUUUUCGGUGAAGCAUCUUUAUGGAGGGUUAGCUUGUCAACGACCUCAGGGGUACACGUUUGUUUACUGAGCUCUUUAGCCACUAGAUGGCAUUAGAGCUGCACAAAUGCUUAUAAUGAAAUGAUUCCUGUUAAGAGGCUGUGAGGAAUUUAAUUAAUAUGUAAGUGAAGCUCUGGCAGGAUUAAUUUAUAUUUUCAUCCAAAUGUUAAUGCAGCAGGGCCAACUUAUUUUAAUGGAUUAGAUGACCGUCAGCCAUUAAUUACUUCUGGAAUUAUAACACAGUGUUGUUGGAUAACAGCUAUAAUAAAUGAAAAAUCUCAUUUAUAAUUAUUUAGGAUUUGUUUUACAAAAAAUAAAACUGGAGAAAAAGUU
Messenger RNA from Limanda limanda (common dab), 2051 nucleotides. RefSeq names its product mevalonate kinase (gene mvk). NCBI's taxonomy places the organism in Eukaryota, Metazoa, Chordata, Actinopteri, Pleuronectiformes, Pleuronectidae. Gene Ontology annotation, cellular component: cytoplasm. The transcript has 10 exons. Gene Ontology annotation, biological process: cholesterol biosynthetic process; isoprenoid biosynthetic process. Gene Ontology annotation, molecular function: mevalonate kinase activity; ATP binding. The record is from RefSeq and is a predicted model, not a curated record. Bases 282 to 1475 code for a protein of 397 amino acids.